AUGAAGAGUAUUCAGGAAUAUACAAUCCUGUGGAACGCUACUGAGAGUGGAACCUUCAUCAUUCAAGUGAUGAGACAAAGGGAGCGAAACAAUGUACAGUCGUGCACUCCCUACUCUGAUGAUGAUAUGCGUUUAAAUUACUUCGAAACGAUUAAAUUACCUAUGAUCUUCCCUAACUUUUGUCAUCUUUAUCAAGGUAUAAGAAGAUUUACAAAAUUUGAUUAG
Molecule: messenger RNA, 225 nt
Organism: Clunio marinus
Lineage: Eukaryota; Metazoa; Arthropoda; Insecta; Diptera; Chironomidae
Source: the annotation of a GenBank genome assembly